Messenger RNA from Nerophis lumbriciformis (worm pipefish), 1437 nucleotides. RefSeq names its product RIB43A domain with coiled-coils 1 (gene ribc1). The record is from RefSeq and is a predicted model, not a curated record. NCBI's taxonomy places the organism in Eukaryota, Metazoa, Chordata, Actinopteri, Syngnathiformes, Syngnathidae.
UCUUAAUUUAUUUUUGAUCGUUUUUAAUGUUUACACAACAGCAUAAACAUUACUGUCCACAAAUAAAACAUACAAAAUCGAUCUCUGCUGCAAAUGUGUUACCAUGGUUACCAAAGGACCACAACACAGUGAAGGUGUAGGAGCGUCUAUCUGUAGUAAAGUUCGAUUACUUAAACUAAAAAAAAAUCCAACUAUUUCUGUCACAUAGGAUCAGCAAAAAGAGAAAAUGUACAAAGUUAAUUUCCCAGGUGAGCAAUUGAUUGAGACCGCUGUGGAAAGAAGACAGGCUGCAGAGGCAGCACGCAAAGCUCGAAUCUUCAAUACAAGGUCGCGUGUGAUGGGCCUUGACCUGCAUGCCCUCAACAAACAGACCCAGGAUAAAAAGCGGUGGGAAGAAAUGGAGAGAGAAAGAGACAAAGCUUUUGAUAAGCUGAGACUGAAGCAUGAUGAAGCACUGUUGCAGAGAGACUUGGAGGAAAGGGAAGUGCGAGCAGCAUUGCAUGCUGACCUGACUCAGUAUUGGAGCAUCCAUCAGCGUGUGGAGGACUCACGGGACGCUGAUCUCAAGUGUGGUCUGAGGGGGGCUUUCAGGAUUGACGUUCCAGAGGCUGAGCUUGGGCCUUCCAGCAUGCGCAUCUUUGAAGGUGAAGAUAUUGGAGAGGGACAGCGCAAGAGAGAGCAAAUGAAAAAAACAGAACAAGAUCUGCUGGAACAAAAGGUGGACCGUGAGAGAAGGUGCAUGGAGGAAAAGCACAGAGAGGCGCUGGCAGAGAAAGAACUGUUGCAUCAGGACCACAGCUGGAGACAACAACACGCUGCUGAGGAGGAGGACAAAAAAGCUGCCCGGGUUGCUCUUGACCUCUACAACCAGGCUCUGGCUACAGAGCGGAAUGAAAGACUGAAAGAGCAGCGUCGGAGAGACGAGAGCGAGAAUCUCGCUGAGAUGACAUCCAACAUGAUGACGGAGCGCUGGGAUGCAGCAGUGAAACAGCUGGAAGGAGGACGGAGGCCUGUUGUGACUGACGGGUGGAAGGGGAUGAGUCCUGAGCAGCUGAGGGACAUUCACAGGGAGAGACAAGUGCAAUGCAUUGACAGACAGAGGCGGCGAGUUUUUGAGAAGAAUCGGGACGCAGCUUGGAACUCCCACAUCCUAAAGGACUCCAGAGAAGCUCAGGAAGAGGAACAGAAAAUGGCUGAGCUCAGGAGAGCAAAGCGGCUGCAGUCAGACCAGUUCAACAUGCAGCUGGCCCAAGAACAGCAAGCACAUCAGCAGUACCUGAACAAUCAGCUGUACACCAACAAACCCAGUCGGGCCUACUUCAGUCAAUUCAACACCACUUCUCGCUGAUUGCGUCCUAAUACAAUCAUUUCACUCACAUUCGAUGCGACAGAUCAAUGCUUUGUGGGGACAAAAAAAAGCAACCUAUCCUCAGGGUA